CAUUGUCAAUGUUACCCAGCAACAAUUGCCCGGUAUAUUUUAGAAAGAUAUAAUAUUAUUCGUGUUAAUUGAUAAAAAAUAUAAUUAUAAUAAAUAUUUAUGAUAUAGUGUUUUUGAAUCAUAAUUUAACUUAUAAAAGAGUUCUACCGUGUGUGUGAUGUUAUAAAAUAUGGAGGAUAUAGUCGAAGCAGUAACCAGUUUGUAUAAACAGGGUGACUGGAAAACAAUCGUUAAAAACUACAGGAGCCAUCCACAAAGGAAUAAAGUGCUAUGGGUCUUUCCAACAGAAGAAAAUUUAGAAUUUAUCGCGAAUUGUAUGGCGGAAUUGAAAUGCGAAAUGAUUCUCAGCAUCGGAUGCGGUAGUGGUCUUCUUGAAUGGAUGAUUACAGCAGCCACAGGUUACCAUGUAUCCGGUAUAGAAGUUGAUGGCGCCUGGUGGCAGUGUAAAUAUGCACCUCCUACUUUUAUACCCCUCCGUUUCACGGGCCAAAAAUUAGAUCAAGCUACAAUUACCGUAUUAGAAAGUAGCAGUCAAAUCGCCUUAUUGUUUUGUUAUUUUAACAACGGGCUGGCAUUUAAAGAAUAUGUUGAUAAUUUUGGCGGGAAAGUACUCAUCAUAAUUGGACCCGGCGACGGUAAAGGUGUUCACACGGAUCCCAGGCCGUUCGGAGAUGUUCCUGAAGAAUGGAUCUUACAUGACUCACAAGAAGUCGAAAGCAGUAAAGAUUACAUUGCUGUAUAUUAUAGAAAUUAGUUUAAGUAAAACUGUUGGAAAGGUUCGUCGGGAAACUAUGUCACUAUUACUAUGAAGAAGCUGCGGUCAAUUUUCUUAAUUCGUAUCUUUGGACCCCGCAUUAAUGGAAUGGCGAAUAGAUUCAGCUUUGCAGAAGUUAUAAAUUACUCUCUUCCCUGCAGUAUCGACGGUCCCUUCCUAAUAUAUACAUGUAUAGGUACGAAUGUUCGUAAAAGUAUAACGAUUUUCAUAGAAAUCGCGUCGUUUUUUACUGUUCGCAGAAUAAAGAAGCUAUAGUAAAUAGCAUUAGCAAUUCUUUCAUUGAUUCUCCAAAGCUUUUAUAACAAGAUCCCAGACAACAUUAAGGAAUGUUUGUGUUUUUCUAAAAGUAGCGAAUUUUUAAAUGGUGGGCGCACCUUGAAAAGUCAAAUAAAAUUGUAGUGAUUGUAAACAAUAAUUGUUGAAACAAAAUAUGAUCCAGCCGAAUUUAUUUCGUGAGGAGAUCGGUAGACUUUUUGAAUAUCAAUAAGCAAGUGCUAUAUAAACUUCUAUUGCUAUAUAUUUUAAUAAAGUUUUUGAUAUUGA
Messenger RNA from Nymphalis io (European peacock), 1318 nucleotides. RefSeq lists its product as uncharacterized. The record is from RefSeq and is a predicted model, not a curated record. The coding region runs from base 170 to 754 and encodes 194 amino acids. NCBI's taxonomy places the organism in Eukaryota, Metazoa, Arthropoda, Insecta, Lepidoptera, Nymphalidae. The transcript is spliced from 2 exons.